GUUGAUACUUUCAAAUCUUCCGGAUACAUUGUUCACAUCCCAAGUCCCUUUCGCGGCUCCGUCUCACAUCCCCAAAAUACCCCUCAAGCUUAAGACCAGGCUUGACAGCUAAAUUGAAACUCUCUUGAUUGUCGAUAAUGUCCAGAUCUAUCGAUCAUUUCCGCGACAGCCAAGCUCCAGAUGAUUAUCCGCGAGUCUACCUCUUUGGCGAUUCUCUAACGGAAUGGGGGUGUUCGGAAUUGGAUUCGGGGUUUGGGUGGAGAUUAGAACAGUAUUACAAAGACCGGGUUGAGGUUGUCAAUGAAGGAUAUGCCGGACAAACGACAAGGUCGCUUCGCAGAAUCUUCAAGGAACGAAUCCUUGACAAGGCAAAGGAGCGUGGCUCACCCGCGCCGCUCUUUAUAACGAUAUUUCUUGGAGCUAAUGACGCCUGUUUAGAUGGUGCCGGCACAUACGUUCCCAUAGAAGAAUACGAAGAACAUAUCCGACACUAUGUCAAUAGCAUCCUUAAUCAUCCUGCUACAAAGUGCACUAAAGUCAUUUUGAUUUCACCACCACCGGUCAACGUACCUCCUCCUCCAAAAGAGGGCUCGGAAAGCGACUUGGAUAUCCCUUCGGUUGCCGACGCUUUGUGGCAUGUGGCUGCCAAGGGUCGAGGCCACAGGACUUGGGAAUCGAAAAGAAAAUUUGCGAAGAAAAUUGUCGAAAUUGGGCAUGAGUUUCAGGAAAGGGCGGAACGAGUGGCACUUUUAGACUUCUGGACUAUUAUCACCAAGGCUGCGUGUCUAGAGGACGGCGAGGGCGACCCAGUUGAUAUCUUCCGCAAACUUGAUCUCGAAGAUAUAUUACCAGGCUGUGGCAUGCCGGGGUCGAAACGAUUUGGACGCGGUUAUUUCACUGACGGCCUCCAUCUGGGCGAAAAGGGGUAUGAAAUUCUCGGCCAAGGUCUCUUAGAUCUCGUUUUAAAAAGAUGGCCAGAGUUGAAAAGCGAGAAUUUCCCGAUCCGGCCGUGCGAGAUAACUUCGGCAUAAUCUCGUCCCUCGGAACACUUGUCAGACAGUGAAGGAUUGACACAAAAGGUCAACAGCAUUGUAGAGGAAAUAAUGAUGCAUUCCUAUUUAGCCUCUGUUUAAGGUGUUGCCGGAACCUCUUGGGUUUUCCUCUUUGAAUUCAUCCCACGCUCGUGCCUUCAUCGUUUCUUCGUCGGCCUUCUUCAUGUCAUCUUCGUCAAUUUCUUUCGGCGCGCCAGAUUGUUCACCCCCACCUUCGAUAAUUCCUCCUCUCUUUCGCUCUUCUUCCAAGUAUUCCUCUAUUGUCAUUGUCGGCAAAUUGUGACCAGGCCGAAAAACUCCUCUCUGAAGUUCUGCCCUUCGACUCGUUAGGACGAAAGGUUGAAGGGGAACACCACCCUUGCUAAGAAGAGGGCCUCUUCCUCCACGACUACCCGAAGAAAGGCCAACAUCGAGUCGCUCCGAAUAGCCUGGAGCGCUGCUUGUACCACGUGUCCUUGAGUCCUCCGGGGUUUGGGAUGGAUGCUCUGAGGCAGCUUUUGCCGCAAGUUUCAGCAUAGAUAGUUCGUGCGACAGCAUGUCCAAAGAUUGAAAGGUGUGGUGUGUGUAGAGGUUUAUUUCUGCUAGAUAUAGCUGUCUCACAAUCUCAUCAUCGUGGUCUAUCGACUUCUGAUUUUGGGAGAGAUACU
Messenger RNA from Coccidioides posadasii C735 delta SOWgp, 1699 nucleotides. The record is from RefSeq and is a predicted model, not a curated record. Lineage: Eukaryota; Fungi; Ascomycota; Eurotiomycetes; Onygenales; Onygenaceae.